GCUGUAAGGUAUCGCCCCGUGUCCUCCGGGAUAACACCUUGGCCCCACCUGGGAUUCUGCAUCGCGGUACUUGAGCUCCCGGGAUGCUGGAGCUUUUUUUUGGGGGGAUCAGCACCUAUCUAAACCACUGCUGCUUUAGGAAUGGUGUAGGAGAGACCUGAUGGUAAGCGUUGAGGGUUGGGAUUUGUUCGAAUACCGGCCCCAAACCCACUGUGUUUCCCGAGCUCCGCAGGGCUGUGCGCGGUUGGUGUCCCUGGUUUCCCAGGGAUCUCGUUCUGUGCAGGGUUGGAGCACUCCUUAGUGCCCCAGCUGGGCCAUCCCUGCACAGCGAACAUGGGCUUUCCAUGGCGUAGUUUCUUUCCACCUGGGAGUUUGGACUGGAUAGAACUCAGCCUUUUUCUCAGGAUUGCCACCCAGCCUAGAAUUUUGGGCUAAACUUCAUGGAUAGAAAUUUCAGUACUGGUUUGUUGUUACUGUUCAACAUCACAAGCUAUUUGCAGAAUAGUAUUAGUGGAUUUAAUACAAUGGAAUUCCUAAGUUUAGUGGCCAGACCCAGGUUAGACAGGUAGAAUUUCCCCCUUGCAGGCCUUGAUAACAAACAGCUUUUAAAAACAACCUGGGAUUAAAAAUUUUGAUACGUAUGGCUUCAAAGGGUUUGCUUUAUGGAUAGUUAACUUCAUAGGUGAUCUUUGUAGGGGAGGGAGAUUUGGGUUUUUUUUCUGGUUCUUUCAGAUAUUAACUCUGAAAAAUACAUACAUGCUGGUUUUUCCCACUACCUGCUUCUCAAAGCAAGCUUCAGAGUAACCAGAUCAGAAAGUCUUUAUUAUUCUGUGCCACUUUGUGUGGAAGCAUUCUUUUCCCUGCUUGCCUCUGGAAGCUGAGGCAAGAUCUGUGCUUCUUAAAAAACAUGCAAGAUGCUUUUGUCAGCAAAUAAAGGGGAGGUGGGGCUGUAAGAUUGGUUUGGUAGUUAUUUUUGUGAAGACAGUUCUAAGGAAGAAAUAAUCCAGGUGGUGCAGUUGUAGGAUCUGAGGCUUUCCAUGAAAGUGUUGGUGAGGGAGGGACUCAGGAAUCCUAAAGCUCCUCUGAUCCUGCAGACUCUUCCCCACGUUAGUGAUGGCACUGCAGGAGUUGCCUUCUCGUGGGAGGGUAGGGCAGUGCUUGGGUCCUCUCCUGAUUCUGCAGCUCUGAGCUUGUGAGAGGACAAGGAUGGGGCACACCAUGCCAAACUCAAACAAGUUAUAUUGUGCCUUGGACUUCUCAUAAAUGUGUUCUCUGCCCUCAGGAGGCAAAACCCCUGAAGUCAGUUGAGAAGAACUGGUCCUGGAAUAUUUUAUGUAUUUUACAGGAAUGAAUUAAAAUAGAGAUUUAUUUCAAGGGCUAUUUAGGAUAUUUCCAAGUUGUUGGUAAAUGUCCUGGUACAUUGAAGCAGAAUUCAGAUUCUCUCUGAGCUCUGAACAAACAGAAUUGUCAAUAUGUGUUAGGACUGAGAGACACCUUUUGUUGGUGGCUGGGUACAGAGAACAAACAUGAGAUUUCCUCACUUCCAGAACAGCUUGUACAUCCUGAGCAACACUAACCACGGCAUGUGUGGGCAACAGUCUGUGCCAUCUCCUGUGCUGCAAUUCCCUUUUAAAUGAGCUUUAAGUCCUGGGGCUAAUCUUUGCAAUUUUUUGGUGUAAGAGGUAUGGCUGCCCUUGCUCUCCUUUUUGAUGAUGCUUUGGGAGUUGUCCCUCAGAAGUCGAUGGGAGCAGUGAAAGGCUGAGUUACUGUUCAGUGCAUUUUGAGCUCUCCAGACAGCAGGCUGCAGCCGUGCUGUGGGAGCCUUUGUGCCCCCAGCCCCGGGCAUGUCGGGGGCAGAGCCCUGCUGUGUGUGGCCUGACCAGAGGAGUCCAGGUGGGGCUGAGGCUCCGGGGAGCACAUUCCCUGGGAGCUGCCAGGUCCCACUUUGUCACUGCAGUGCAGCCCUUGGACCUGCAGCUGCCUGGCAGCACAGAAAUAGCCACUGAAAGCUGCAGGGGAAAAGGGUUAAAGAGCUUCCCUUUCACCUUAGGCAAAUAGACAGGAAUACUUGGAAAAGAAAGGGAUGUCAGGAAUGCUGUUGGGAGGAGGGACAGCUGUUUGUUUUAUGUCCUCCCACAGAGUACAACCUAUUUAAAUAUUUACAUGUUCUCUUAUUAAAAGACUUUCUUUCCCAUACUUUUCUGGUUAUUAAGUUAUGAAUGGUGGAGAUGGAGAGAUUUGUAAUUGCUAAUUCUUCCACUUGUAGUGAUGUUGAAAAACAACUUCUAUUGUUCUAUUCUGUUCAUUUUAUUUACUCAGAGAAGUAUGUUGACAGAGUUUUCUAUCAGAUUUAAAUGGUUUCACCAAGGAUUGUGCUUUUUCUUUUAAUAUUAUUACUUUUAGUUACUUUGUAUAUUUUAUAAUCUUAGUAGGCUGUCUGAACAUGCAGUACAAGUAGAAAAUUUCAGAUGAUGCAACCUUGAAGAGAAAAUGGUGAAAAAUUAAUAUUAAAUGUCAUUGCAGAACAUUAUUAAUGCAGAUAUUAAAGCGCUUGUGGAUGCAAAAUUUGUUAUUCAUAAAUAGCCCUCAGUGGUCACUGGGCCCUUCAUUGAUUCACACAUGGCCUGUUCCAACCUUGUUCACAUCCUGGGCAUCUGUUCUCCUACAAGAUCACUGCAUCUAGAACUGUCUAACCACUCACAGCAUCUAUUUGAACUGCUAAGGAGACAUCAGGAGUUAAUGACAUGAAACAUCCUGGGUUGCAGAGCUCUUGCAGGGGUGGGAAAUGUAAUACCAGAACUCCUAAGGCUCCAGGGCAAAGACACCCUUGGGUUAGGAAGUAAUCUUGAAAUCAACAGAUCAUGGGUGACACCAAAUGUGUCCAGAGUCGCUGUUGGGCUGAGGCUUUGGUCAUUAAUCAUAGUUGUAAAUUAAGGUAUUUCACCUCGAUGUAAAAUGAGUAAAAUGAGUUUCACGAGGAAUGUGUUUUGCACACUGUGCAGACCUUCAAUUUGAAGUCUGAAAGUAAUUUGGCAUGAGAAAGAGUGUUCAGUUUGGUAGCAGACAGUGAGUGUUUCGUGUCCUCGGGUGGUUUUAAUUGCUCAGAGCGAGUGGUGUGACAUUGCUGUUUCGUUUUGAGGAGCAGGGUCUGGGUACCCAAGGAAGCCUUCAGAGGGUGAAGGUUGCUCCCAUUGAGCUGAGCUGACCAGCAGACCUCUGACAGACUGUGGCAAGGUUGGUGCUUUGACCUCCAAAGUUUGCACCCUGUAAUAGAUAUUCUGGAAGUAAUCCUUACUCUCAUCUGUAAUAAUUACCCAUCUAAUGAUCUGGGUGGCAAAGAUGGUGGCAAAAGUUAUAAAUGAAAAUUGAACAGAAGAUGGCCCAGGUGCAGGGCAGCCUCUCGGGGUGUGCCUGGUUUGCAGUGGCUGCCCAGGUGGUGGUGAGAGAAAUCUCUGCCACGUUUCAGUGUCCAGAGCCCUGCGGUCUGGCCGGGAGCCAGGGUUUAACGUUGGAGUGACUCUGGCAACUACAAAUCCCAGGGAGCAGUGCCGAGAGCAGCUCAGGGCGGGCGGGCUGGCACCGUGCGGGGCCAAUGGCAGCGGGGAACUCUCCAGCUCCGUGCGUGUCGCCUGCCAGCGCUCAAAAGCGGCGCCCGCAGCUGGCUCCGGACUGCGAGCCGCCUGGUGCCCUGGGCUCCUCUCAUUCCUGCGGGAGCUCUGCCGAGACGCUGUGCUCCGCAGCCUCCCUGCCGCCCGCGAGAAGCCCGCCGGACCAGUGCCGAUGGAUGCCAUCCUGAGCUGCAAGGCGGAGGACCUGGAGGAUUAUUACAACUUGCUGGGAUGCGAUGAGCUAUCGACGGUUGAACAGAUUCUUGCUGAAUAUAAGAUUAAAGCCCUUGAAUGCCAUCCUGACAAGCAUCCUGGAAACCCCAAAGCAGUGGAGGAUUUCCAGAGGCUGCAGCAGGCCAAGGAGACGCUGACCAACGAGGAGAGGCGGGCGCGUUACGAUCACUGGCGGCGGAGCAAAGUCACCGUCCCGUUCCGGCAGUGGGAGGCGCUGAGCAGCUCCGUCCGAACGUCAGUGCACUGGGCUGUCCAAAGUAAGAAGGACCAAAUGCUGGAAGCUCCUGACUUUGGUAAUACCAACAACAUAACUGAUGAGAUGUGGGCCCAACAGCUGGAAAGCAGUGGAGAUGGAUUGUUGGGAGGGAGCAGGGAGCAAGAUGAUGUUGCAAUCCCUGAUGUGAAACCACAGUCUACAAAGAAUCCAGAAUCCCCAAGAUUUUCAGAGGGGAAUUACUGGCACUUGCGUUUCCGCUGGUCAGGCGACGCUCCAUCAGACCUUCUGAGGAAAUUCAGAAACUAUGAGAUCUAAAAUGAGACACACACAGGAGCAGGAGAUCAUCUGUUCAGCAUUCCCUUUGGGUUUUUAACAGCAGUUAUAAGUUAUUUGUGUUUUGUAUUCUUUAUUGGAAUGUGUUCUUCUCGUCAAUGUCUAAAUACUGACUUACCACACGUGCUGGGAGCAUUACAGGUGGAGGUUUUUCUGUUCAAUAACCUGUUCAGUAUUAAUAUAAAGUGAUGUUGUGAAGUUAUCUAACAUCUUGUAUAUUGUUUCUUAUAUUCUCAAAUAUUGUUUGGUGAUUAAUAUUUCUUUCAAUAGUGUGACAUUAUAAAAAACAUACUCUCGGUAGAACCCUGGGCUCCAAGGUAUCCUACUCAGAGGAUCUUCCAAAAGCUUUAUGACAAUGAACUGUAAACAGAGCUGUGCUUAUCUCUUAACUCUGUGCUCUGCUUCACUUCUCCAUUGCAUUGUACUCACUGCAGUGAUUUAUAAUGUAUUCAUUACAAACUUUACUUGUAGGAGAGUUGUGAUCUUAUGUUAUAGAUGAAAUAAGAAGGUUCUUGUUAUCCAAGGUCUCUGUGACAGAUUAAGCACUCCUAAAAAUCCCUUGUCUUCUACCUUAAUAAGAACGCUUUUUGCACCAGCUGUUUGUUUUGGAAGGCAGUUUCAGAACUUUACUUCUCCAGAUAGCAAUUUUUGUCUUAGGAUGUACUGGUGGAAAACUGAUCCCCUGUGUAUGUGUGCCAACACUGUCCCGUGGCUUCAUAGCAAUUCCCCUCCAUGCUCAGGUGUGCUAGACAUGAUUUUACCAGGGUUUUGUGCAGUGAGGAAUGAAACAUCAGUCUAGUCAGCACUAAUGUGAACAAAAUCUCACAUGAAAAGGUUCUGAUACUUCGGGCAACUUUUCAAAUUCUGCAUUGUUGUUUAUUUAUGUUUGUUUAUUUGUGUUUGUUUUCUUCUUUGCAAAUUUGGCUAAUAUGUCAGGUAUGGACAUUGUGGUUUUGUGCAG
Messenger RNA from Serinus canaria (Common canary), 5353 nucleotides. It is a transcript of the gene DNAJC12, whose product is annotated as DnaJ heat shock protein family (Hsp40) member C12. Gene Ontology annotation, cellular component: cytoplasm. Bases 3781 to 4374 code for a protein of 197 amino acids. NCBI's taxonomy places the organism in Eukaryota, Metazoa, Chordata, Aves, Passeriformes, Fringillidae. The record is from RefSeq and is a predicted model, not a curated record. The transcript has 5 exons.